This is a messenger RNA of Ambispora gerdemannii, 660 nucleotides long. Lineage: Eukaryota; Fungi; Glomeromycota; Glomeromycetes; Archaeosporales; Ambisporaceae. The record is from the annotation of a GenBank genome assembly.
AUGGCAUACAUUAAUACGCUGCCAAUACGAGUGCGUAACUCUUUGAAAAUCCCAAUAGCUGUGGAAAACGAAGGUUUUUUCUAUCGUCAUCAUCCAGUAACCUUUUCUCUAGUCGCGUCAAAUACCAGAAACAGCAAAAAAUCAUAUCGUGCAAGUGGGCGUAUCUUUCUCACUGACAAACGAUUAAUAUUCAUUGCAGAUAAGCCAUCCAAUGACGGUUUUGAAACAUUUUCAUUGAUUUUCACAUACGUCUCGACAUCAAUGCUUGCUCCAAUUGCUAUAAGAAACUCUUUUGCGGUCACAUUAGCCCUGAAUAGUAGCAAUAGUAAUAAUGCAAUUGAAACUUUAAAACUCACAAUCACAUUUGAUUCAAAAGACAUGAAAGCAAAACAAACAAUGGCAGAUUAUUAUUCGAUGAUUAUGGAGAGUACAUCGGCUGUUAAUAAAAAGAAAUCUGAAAUUGCACCGGAUACUUUGGAAAGUAUUACUGCAUUGAAUGCUAAUGGGAUCGGAGAGCCGCCUAGUUAUAGACGUGAAACUCGUGCGAAUGAGGUUUCUUUCGGAUAUAAUCAUGACAAUAAUCAUCAUGGUAGUGUUGGUGUAGCUGUGGGUAGAGGUGAUGAUUCGCACCCACCACCUCCUUAUUCUUCUACUGUGUAA